Messenger RNA from Trichoderma breve, 774 nucleotides. RefSeq names its product ahpC/TSA family domain-containing protein. Gene Ontology annotation, molecular function: thioredoxin peroxidase activity. Gene Ontology annotation, cellular component: cytoplasm. Gene Ontology annotation, biological process: cellular response to oxidative stress; cell redox homeostasis. The record is from RefSeq and is a predicted model, not a curated record. The transcript has 2 exons. The coding region runs from base 1 to 774 and encodes 257 amino acids. NCBI's taxonomy places the organism in Eukaryota, Fungi, Ascomycota, Sordariomycetes, Hypocreales, Hypocreaceae.
AUGCCUGUUGAGCUGCGCAAGCGCAAAGCCCCCGUGGCGCCGCCCGCGCCCGCGCCGAGCAAGAAGAAGGUGGCCACCAAGGCCAAGAAGCCCGCUGGAAAGGCCAAGGAUGAGGUGAAGAAGCCCAGUGCAAAGGCAGACAAGCCUGUUAAGGACGACGAGGCCACCGAGUCUGCGCCGGAAGCCCCUGAGGAGAAAGAGACGGUGAAGGACACCAAGGAGAGCACCAAGGACGACACUAAGGAAGAGUCCAAGGACGACAAGAAGGACGACAAGAAGAAGCCGGCUGCUGCUGCUGCGGGUAAGAUCGCGGUUGGCGAUGUCAUUGACCUCGAAGGAUUUGGCGGCGAGAUCCAGACCAAUGAUGGCGAGACGACUUCUCUGAAGAAGCUCCUCGACGACAGCAAGAGCGGCGUCGUCCUCUUUACCUACCCCAAGGCUUCGACACCCGGAUGCACCAACCAAGUGUGCCUCUUCCGCGACUCCUAUGAGCCUCUGACUGCUGAUGGCCUCGCCAUCUACGGUCUGAGCACUGAUUCCACCAAGGCAAACACCUCAUUCAAGGAGAAGCAGAAGCUGCCCUACCCCCUUCUUUGCGAUCCCCAAGCCACUCUCAUUGACGCCAUUGGCCUCAAGAAGCAGCCUAAGGGAACUCAGCGUGGAGUCUUUGUUGUCAACAAGGAGGGCAAGGUGCUCGUUGCCGAGGCUGGCGGCCCUGCUGCCACCGUGGACAGAGUCAAGGCUCUGGUCAAGGAGUUGAAGGGAGAGAACUAA